Myotis daubentonii (Daubenton's bat) is the source of this 1389-nucleotide messenger RNA. It is a transcript of the gene GABRA5, whose product is annotated as gamma-aminobutyric acid type A receptor subunit alpha5. NCBI's taxonomy places the organism in Eukaryota, Metazoa, Chordata, Mammalia, Chiroptera, Vespertilionidae. Gene Ontology annotation, biological process: monoatomic ion transmembrane transport. The record is from RefSeq and is a predicted model, not a curated record. Gene Ontology annotation, molecular function: extracellular ligand-gated monoatomic ion channel activity; GABA-A receptor activity. Gene Ontology annotation, cellular component: membrane.
AUGGCUCUUAAGAUGCCCAUGCUCAAGACCCUGCUGGUCCUCUACCUGUUCCUGAACUUGGACUUCCGCCGCGGCUUUCUGCAGACACCGCCCAACUCCGAAGAGAAGGCCGAGGACAACAUCACCAUGUACACCCGCAUCCUGGACGGGCUCCUGGAGGGCUACGACAAGAGGCUGCGCCCCGGCUUCGGAGAGUGGACCACCGUGGUGAACACCGACAUCCUGGUGACCAGCAUUGGCCCGGUGUCCGACACGCAGAUGGAAUACACCAUCGACGUGUUCUUCCGCCAAAGCUGGAAUGAUGAGCGGCUGCAGUUCGAGGGGCCCAUACAUAGCCUGUCGCUCAACAACCUGAUGGCCGGCAAGAUCUGGACCCCGGACACCUACUUCCACAACAGCAAGAAGUCCGUCGUGCACAACACGACCACGCCCAACAAGCUGCUGCGGCUGGAGUCGGACGGGACCCUGCUCUACACCAUGCGCCUGACCAUCUCUGCCGACUGCCCCAUGCAGCUCUACAACUUCCCCAUGGACGAGCACACCUGCUCCCUGAAAUUCGGAAGCUACGCGUACACCAGCGAGGAAAUCACCUACGUGUGGCUGGACAACAACGUCACCAACGGGCUGGCUGUGGCUGAGGACGGCUCCCGGCUGAACCAGUACUACCUGACGGGGUUCGAGACACACUCGGGCAGCUGCUCCACGAGCGUGGGCAAUUUCACCGUCCUGACCGCGGACUUCCACCUGAAGAGGAAGCUCGGCUACUUCCUCACCCAGACCUACCUGCCCUGCGUCAUGACCGUCAUCCUGUCCCAGGUGUCCUUCUGGGUGAACCGGGAGUCCGUGCCCGCCCGCUCCGUGUUCGGGGUGACCACGGUGCUGACCAUGACCACGCUGAGCAUCAGCGCCCGGAACAUGCUGCCCAAGGUGUCCUACGCCACCUCCAUGGACUGGUUCAUCGCCGUGUGCUACGGCUUCGUGUUCUCGGCGCUCAUCGAGUUUGCCACCGUCAACUACUUCACCAAGAGGAGCUGGGCCUGGGACGGCCAGGGCGACGCGGGCAGAAACAGGCGGCGGGGACGCCGCCAGGGCCGGCGAAGCCUGUACGCCGUGAGGAGGAGGAGAAGGGCGGCCCGCGCGCCCAGCAUCCCCCAGGGGGAGCAGAUCCCCCUGGGGCCCAUCGGACGCGUGCCGGCCCACCUGGAGCCGAUCCCCGAGGCCCGCGAGGAGGCGUCCCCGGUCCGCGUGCCCAUCUCUUCCGAUGACGAGGAGCGGGAAGUGAAGACUUACAACAGCGUCAGCAAGAUCGACAAGGUGUCCCGCUUCCUGUUCCCGCUCCUGUUCGCCCUGUUCAACGUCGCGUACUGGUGGACAUACCUGUCCAAGUAA